Messenger RNA from Apis laboriosa (Himalayan honeybee), 1555 nucleotides. RefSeq names its product ovarian-specific serine/threonine-protein kinase Lok-like. The record is from RefSeq and is a predicted model, not a curated record. Gene Ontology annotation, biological process: protein phosphorylation; mitotic DNA damage checkpoint signaling. Lineage: Eukaryota; Metazoa; Arthropoda; Insecta; Hymenoptera; Apidae. The transcript is spliced from 7 exons. The coding region runs from base 113 to 1555 and encodes 480 amino acids. Gene Ontology annotation, cellular component: cytoplasm; nucleus. Gene Ontology annotation, molecular function: protein binding; protein serine/threonine kinase activity; ATP binding.
UUAUGAUUAAUAUUAUUUAUGUUUUAUUUCUGUUUAAUUUUAUUUUUUUCUAUUAAAAAAUUUGACAUAACACAUUUUUUUUGGUUUCUAUUAAACCAAGUAAUUUAUAAUUAUGAAUGAUGAACAAAUUGUUUUAACAUUACCUCCUACUCAAGAUGCAGAAUCAAUAUGUUUUACUCAAUCACAAGAAUUAUUACAAGAAAAACCUAUGAUUGUAUGGGGUAGACUAUGUCCAAGUAAAUUACCUUUUAGAACAAUGGAAAUGACUAAAGAUGUAUAUACACUUGGUCGCUCACAAAACUGUGAUAUUUGUAUAACUAAUAAUGAAUUAAAACCAAAGUGGCUUAGUGUAAUGAGUAAGAUACAUUUCAAGAUAACUAGAGAAUUUAUUGAUGAUAAUACCAAUGAUGCCAUAGUAUAUUUAGAAGACUUAAGCCAAAAUGGAACUUUUGUUAAUGGAAAAAAAGUAGGACGUGGGAAUAAAGUAAUUCUUGAAAGCAAUGACAAAAUAGCUUUAGCACAACCUAUAGUUAUUGUUUAUGUCUUCAUGAGUACAACAGCUUUUGAAAGUAAUAAUUUACCACCUGAACUCAAAAGUAAAUAUACAGUAUCACGUAAAUUAGGAUCUGGAGCAUGUGGAGAGGUGAAAAUGAUAUUUAAUAAAGUUGGUUGUAAAAAAUUUGCCUUGAAAACUAUUAUGAAAUUAGGUAGUACAACAAAUGGACAAAAACAUCCGUUAAAUGAUCCUGAAAAAAUUAUGAAUGAAGUUAAAAUUUUGAAAGCUCUAAAACAUCCUUGUAUAAUUCGAAUGGAAGAAAUUGUGGAUACCCCGAAAGCAGUAUAUAUAGUUUUAGAAUUAAUGGAAGGUGGUGAACUUUUCGAAAGAAUAAAAAAUAGAGGAAGAUUAUCAGAAAAACAUGCAAAAUUAAUCUUUUAUCAGGUUGUAUUAGCUGUUAGUUACCUUCAUGACUGUGGUAUAACUCAUAGAGAUUUAAAGCCAGAAAAUAUAUUAUUAGCUAGUAAUUCAGAUAUUACAUUAGCAAAAGUAUCAGAUUUUGGUUUAUCAAAAUUAGUUGAUGCUCAAACUAUGAUGAAAACAUUUUGUGGAACUCCUAUGUAUGUUGCACCUGAAAUAUUAUCUACUAUUGGACGAGGUUCUUAUACAAAUCAAGUUGAUGUAUGGAGUUUGGGAGUAAUAUUAUAUGCUUGUUUAAGUGGUUCAGUUCCUUUUAAUUGUCAAGAUAAAAAUAUUAGUUUACAAGAUCAAAUAAAAAAAGGACAAUAUAGCUUUCCUUCUUCAAAAUUUGGACAUAUAACAAGUAAAGCUAUAGAUUUGAUCAAACGAAUGAUGACAGUUAAUCCAAAGAAAAGGAUUACAAUCAAACAAGUUUUGUUACAUCCUUGGUUACAAGACCGUGAACUUCGAGAAAGUAUUGACAUGAUAUUAUCAAAAGAAAAUGAUGAAAAUAUACCACCUGAAAGUAUUUCUUCUAAUAUUCAAUGUAAAAAUGAACAAUAUCAAAAUUUGAUCAAAAGAGCAAGAUUAGAAAUAUAG